UGUCCUCUGGAUGUUCCUGGGAAAAUCUGGAGGAGAGUUUCACACAGAGAAGUUCCCACACAACAACUGAAUCCUAAAACUCAGGGAGGGCCAAAACAAGAGCUGGCAGGGCAACGGUUUCAAGCUAAACGAGGAACCCAGAGACUUCUCCCGCGAACCUGGAGAUCCCAAAGUGGUCAGGCAGCGGCGGACGUUGAGCCUCGGACCCGACGUCCUGCCGGGACCGGCUGAGGGGACCCAUGGGAACGCUGCGGGACCUGCAGUACGCGCUGCAGGAGAAGAUCGAGGAACUGCGGCAGCGCGACGCCCUGAUCGAUGAGCUGGAGCUGGAGCUGGACCAGAAGGACGAGCUGAUCCAGAGGCUGCAGAACGAGCUGGACAAGUACCGCUCGGUGAUCCGGCCCGCCACGGCCCAGCAGGUCCAGGCCCAGCAGAAGAACCUGGUGCUGCCGCCGGACCAGCAGCGCAGCAAGAGGCAGGCCAUCUCCGCCGAACCCACGGCCUUUGACAUCAGCGAGCUGUGCCACGUCACGCUGCCGUUCUACCCCAAGAGCCCACAGUCCAAGGAGCUGAUAAAGGAAGCCAUCUUGGACAAUGACUUCAUGAAGAACCUGGAGCUCUCUCAGAUCCAGGAGAUUGUGGACUGUAUGUACCCGGUGGAUUAUGGGAAGGACGCCUGUAUCAUAAAGGAAGGAGAUGUAGGCUCUCUGGUGUUCGUCAUGGAAGAGGGGAAGGUGGAGGUGACCAAAGAGGGAAUGAAGCUGUGCACGAUGGGACCGGGGAAAGUUUUCGGAGAGCUGGCCAUCCUCUACAACUGCACCCGGACCGCCACGGUCAGAACUCUGAUCCAUGUGAAGCUGUGGGCCAUCGACCGGCAGUGCUUUCAGACCAUCAUGAUGAGAACCGGACUCAUCAAACACUCCGAGUACAUGGACUUCCUGAAGAGCGUUCCAACUUUCCAGGGUCUUCCAGAGGAAACCCUCAGUAAGCUGGCAGACGUUAUGGAGGAGACUCACUAUGACGUCGGAGAGUACAUAAUCCGGCAAGGAGCACGAGGAGACACCUUCUUCAUCAUCAGCAAGGGGAAGGUGAAUGUGACUAAGGGGGAUUCAGCCAAUCAGGAGGCCAUUCACCUGAGGGAGCUUGGCAGAGGGGAUUGGUUCGGAGAGCGAGCGCUGCAGGGGGAAGAUGUGAGAACAGCCAACGUGAUCGCUGUUGAGUCCGUCACCUGCCUGGUUAUCGACAGAGACUCAUUCAAGCACCUGAUUGGUGGGCUGGAUGACGUUUCAAAUAAAGUCUACGAAGACGCUGAAGCCAAAGCCAAGUACGAAGCAGAGAAUGCCUUCUUCUCCAGUCUAAAGCUCAAUGACUUCAACAUCAUUGAUACUCUGGGAGUUGGAGGCUUUGGAAGAGUUGAGCUGGUGCAGCUGAAGAACGAGGAGGCUAAAACAUUCGCCAUGAAGAUUCUCAAGAAGCGUCACAUCGUGGACACGAGGCAGCAGGAGCACAUCCGUGCAGAGAAACAUAUCAUGACCGACGCACACUCAGACUUCAUUGUCAGGUUGUACCGGACGUUUAAAGACAGUAAAUAUUUAUACAUGCUGUUGGAGGCAUGUCUGGGUGGAGAGCUGUGGACCAUCCUGAGAGACAGAGGUUCGUUUGAUGACUCCACCACUAGGUUCUACACUGGCUGCGUGGUUGAAGCAUUUGCUUACUUGCAUGCUAAAGGCAUCAUCUACAGGGACCUGAAACCUGAGAACCUGAUCCUGGACAGCCGAGGAUAUGCUAAGCUGGUGGAUUUUGGUUUCGCAAAGAAGAUUGGAUUCUGUAAGAAAACAUGGACGUUCUGUGGGACGCCGGAAUACGUUGCUCCAGAGAUCAUUUUGAAUAAGGGUCACGACGUGUCGGCCGACUACUGGUCUCUGGGGAUCCUGAUGUAUGAGCUGCUGACAGGCAGUCCUCCGUUCUCAGGUCCAGAUCCAAUGAAAACGUACAACGUCAUACUGAGAGGCAUCGACAUGAUUGAGUUCCCCAAGAAGAUCACCAAGAAUGCUGCCAAUCUCAUCAAGAAGCUCUGCAGGGAUAGUCCAUCGGAGAGACUAGGAAAUCUGAAAAAUGGAGUGAAGGACAUCCAGAAGCACAAGUGGUUUGAAGGAUUCAACUGGGAAGGACUGAAGAAAGGAACACUAACUCCACCCAUUACACCCAAGGUGUCCUCUCCAAUAGACACCAGUAACUUUGACAGUUUUCCAGAAGAUACAGACGAGCCGCCGCCCGAUGACACCUCAGGAUGGGAUUAUGACUUCUAAACUGAGUCUGCAUCUUUUGAGACGGUG
Molecule: messenger RNA, 2336 nt
Organism: Poeciliopsis prolifica (blackstripe livebearer)
Lineage: Eukaryota; Metazoa; Chordata; Actinopteri; Cyprinodontiformes; Poeciliidae
Product: cGMP-dependent protein kinase 1-like
Exons: 18
Coding region: 240-2309 (689 amino acids)
Biological process (GO): protein phosphorylation
Molecular function (GO): cGMP-dependent protein kinase activity; ATP binding
Source: RefSeq, a predicted model, not a curated record